ACGGACUAAAUUGUACAGGAGACCCACAAAACAGCCAUUAUAGAGCCUAUAUCCUGCUACAUGUGAGCAGGCUGUGCAUGCAUUCAGGCAGAUAAUUAGUUCACUUUCAAUCCACACAGCCUGUACCGAGAAACACUGGAACGCACUUUUCUUUCUUUUUUUUGGAGAAUUUAUUGCAAAGGCUUCUGCUGCAAAAAAACUGCAACUUUGGGCUGACCGUGUUGGAUUAGACGCAUGUCACUGGUUCCCUGCCUUUUGUAGGAUAAGGCAAGGAACGGCGCACGACCGAGAGAGAGGAUAUAAAAGGAUCAAGGGAGUAAAAAAGAGCAGAGAAAUAAAAGAAAAAGUUGCGUUGCCUGGUGUCCGCGCAUCGUCAUGCCGAGGUACAACUUCUUGCUGUGCUUGAUGGUGCUCAUCUCCUUGGGACGGUCGGGGAGCGACGAGCCCAAUCUGCUGCUGCAUCCUGCCAGCCAGACGCCCACGGAUGCCGGGCUGCCGCUUGUGGACGAGGACGCCGGUGCCCACGAGUGCUCCGCAUGCGUGUGGAGGGAGCAGAGCAAAGUGCUGAGGCUGGAGACCAUCAAGUCCCAGAUUCUGAGCAAGCUGCGUCUGAAGCAUGCGCCCAACAUCAGCCGGGAGGUGGUCAACCAGCUGCUGCCCAAGGCGCCUCCGCUCCAGCAGCUCCUGGACCACCAGGACUUCCAGGGGGACGCGUCGUCCCAGGAUGAGUUUAUGGAGGAGGAUGAGUACCACGCCACUACGGAGUCCGUGAUCACCAUGGCCUCUGAGCCCGAGCCACUGGUGCAGGUGAACGGGAAGCCAAGCUGCUGCUUCUUCAAGUUCAGCCCCAAGCUGAUGUUCACCAAGGUGCUGAAGGCCCAGCUGUGGGUGUACCUGCGGCCGCUGCAGCAGACCUCCACCGUCUACCUGCAGAUCCUCCGGCUGAAGCCUGUGACGGAGCAGGGCAGCCGCCACAUCCGCAUCCGCUCCCUGAAGAUAGAGCUGAACUCCAGAGUGGGCCACUGGCAGAGCAUUGACUUUAAGCACGUGUUGCAGAACUGGUUCAAACAGCCGCACACCAACUGGGGAAUCGACAUCAACGCCUUCGACGAGAGCGGCAAUGAUCUGGCAGUUACCUCGCUGAGACCCGGGGAGGAGGGGCUGCCGUUCCUGGAAGUAAAGGUUCUCGAGACGACCAAGCGUUCUCGCAGAAACCUUGGCCUGGACUGCGACGAGCACUCCACCGAGUCCCGCUGCUGUCGCUACCCGCUGACCGUGGAUUUCGAGGCGUUCGGCUGGGACUGGAUCAUUGCCCCCAAACGCUACAAAGCCAACUACUGCUCCGGCCAAUGCGAGUACAUGUUCAUGCAGAAGUACCCACACACCCACCUGGUGCAGCACGCUAACCCCCGUGGCUCAGCAGGGCCCUGCUGUACCCCGACCAAGAUGUCCCCCAUUAACAUGCUCUACUUCAAUGACAAGCAGCAGAUUAUCCAUGGCAAGAUCCCAGGGAUGGUGGUGGAUAGAUGUGGCUGCUCUUAGGCUGCGGGGCGAACGCACACUUGUGUACAGCCACCAUUGCAUCGAACCACCCAAAACCCUUACGGAGCUCUCCCCCGGCACCAGAACCCACCCCUCGGCACCAGAUUUCACAAAAACAUCCUACUGGGUCUCCGUCUUUCUAGUUAUUGAAUUGAUUCUAAAUGUUGAAAAAAAAAAAAAAAAAAGUUAUAAAUGACACGUGAAUUAAAAAGGGACCGAGUGAUGGAAAUACAGAACAUGAUGAAUAAUUUAAAGAGGUUGAACUUGAGAAGCAGCUUUAGAAAAAUGGUAAAUGAGACAAAACUAUGUUAUAGAGUAUGUUUUAGUUUUGUUGGGGUGGGGGGUUAAAGAGUUUGUUUGUUUGUUUGUUUGUUUGUGUUUUUUUUUUCAUGGCAUCUUUGUGAAAUGUCCAGGUUAGUGAGUUGAACUGACACAGGAGACUUGAGCAUUUACAAUAUUAUUUUUAAAGCAGCUUCUGUCCUGAGGUGAUGUUUUACGUUUACGUACAGGUGAGAUUUGAUCGACAAAAGAGUUGGCAAGGGCAUGAUCAAGUCCUUUUCACAAUCCAUCACUUUACCAUUAGUAAUACUUUCCGUGCAAAAUCCAAUAUUUUGUUUAGACAUGUUUAGAGAUGGGCUCCAGGGACGUGAAGUUGAGGAGAUCCAAAACCAAACUUUUCCCCUCUGUCAUUCUCGUCCAUCUGCAAAACCUUUUCCCGCUUACAUUUGUCUUUUUGUUUUUAAGUGGAUAGAUGAAGUCGGUGUAGCCAUUUCUGCCGCUCUACAUUCAGAUUUUGAGGUUGGACUUGCACAUUAAAGUAUGACACAUAACUCUAAUGUAGAUGCACUAUGAAGUUGUUCUUGGAAAUGAGGAAGAAAAAAGGAGGAGAAGGAUGGCGAGUCCAGCAAGAUGACGAGAACCUGCCAGUUUUUCUUUCUUUCUUCCGUGUUACAAAGAAAAUUUACUUCAACUCCUUCAUUUUUUUUACAUUAGAUGUUUAAAACAGUAGUUAAUGCACUGUCGUGUGACUUGAAGAGGCCUGGGACCUAGCAUGUAAUACAAAUACUAAAUCAACAGCUAAGCAUAACCUGUAAUGAAACACAAAAGUUAUUGAGCAUCACUACAGUAUGUUAAGUGUUCUGACUACAUGUUGACACACAAAUAUUUACAGCAGCGUUCACAACUGUGUUAGAAUACACUGUCAAGUCCCUUCUUUUCAAUGUUAGUUUCAGAAAAAGAAAAAUCCUUUACCUGCUGUACUGAGUUACAUCACGAGAAUGUAACUAAAGUUUAGAGAACCAGUUUGCAUUGUGAAAUGCCCCCAACCUCAGCUAUAUCCUCAUCAUCAUCGUCAUCACCACCAUCAUCAUCAUGGAGAAUAUGUUGUUAGUGCUUGAAUACAGUGUAGAUUAGUAUGCUUGAAGUCUGUCUUUGUCUCCUGGAUGUCAAAGCAAAGAUAUCCUUUUGUUGUAAACGAAAGCACUAUGCUGUUGGAUAAAGGAAGAGCCUUCUGACAUUAUAUAUAAAUUAUAUAUGUAUAUAUUAAAAAAGGGGUACAAAAACCUUUUUGGGGGCACUCUACCUUACCAACAAUAAAUUUUGCACUAUGGGACGUUCAUGGCGUUAGGAGUUAAAGUGUGGUUUGUGUUUUACCAAGCACAAGAGAGCUUGUACAGAAUAGGAUUUAAAAAAAAAAGCUAUUCAAGCUUUGGUGAUAAACCAUAAAGUAGAGAGGUUAUCACUUCUUUUUGAUACCAUCACGCUUUCCUGACUUUUGUCUGAGGCAGGGGCCUGUCCAUACACUCACACACUUCUUCUAUCCAAUCUGGAACCUGGACAAACCGAACCAGCGGCCUUAAAGGCCUCCUCGCCCGCUGUGGGUGAUAAGUCAUGUGUGUAAUAAGUGUCUGGAUCGAUGAACAUAGAAUGCUUUAACUGGAAAUGGCCCGCCCACCAACUUUAAUCUGUUACAAUGUUAGAGAGACAACAUUAUUUUGACUUAAACAACGUGUUGACUGUUUUGCAAAGACAUGUUUUUGCCUUUGUGUGUAUAUUAAGUGAAAGAAGCCCAUACGAGAAUGUGGGAAGAGUAUCCAGGGAUUGUUAGCCAAAGUAGAGGAUGACAUGUUGUGUGCUGUAACUUUUGUGAUCACAGGAAUAUGCUAGAACAUUUCAAAGGGAGAGAAAACGGUGGUUUAGGGGCAGUGGUUGGAAAUAAUUCAACAGGUCAAUUGUCUAUUUAUUAAUAUGAAUUACAAUGCAUUUCAAAGUCUGUCUACCUCACUUUCGCCUUCUAAAAAGAAAACCUUGCUUUUCAAAAUUUGUCAUUGAUUAAUCUGUGCAAACAUUUAACCCAUAAAAUGUCCAACUCCCCCCCUCCCCAAGAAGUGUAGACAAAUACCACAGGGUCCCCUUGCUCUCAGGUUCAGAUUGAGUUAUUGACAGAGUGACUGAUGGUAGCGGCUCUGGUAAUGUGUGGUCAAAACAAACAAUAAUAAUAAUGAUAAUAAUUAUAAUAAUAAAAAAUGACAAUAAUAAUAGUUGUGCCCACAUCUAUGGCUUAACAAUGGUUAAAGCUGUUGAGAAGUUGCGUUUUGAAUUGUAGUGUUUGUAUACUGGUAUGUGUGAGAGUGUUUUUCAUAUAAAUAUAUGAGAGUAAGAAAUCUCUAUGUAAAUACCUACCCAAAUGUUGACAUUUAUUAUGUUUUGGACAGGUUCACCGCUUCUCAUGUUUUUUCACUUUACCCCCCUUCAUUCCUCCGUUCUUUGUGUACCUAAAAAAUUCACCCCAACUUUGUAGUUUAAUGGUGUGCAUAUGAAUAACUGUUCAAUUGUUAUUUUUGCCUUUUGUUGUUUAUUUGCUGUCAUCUUUCUUUUGUACAAUAAAUCAUUUAUUUAGCUUAUGGGAGUUUU
Platichthys flesus (European flounder) is the source of this 4455-nucleotide messenger RNA. RefSeq names its product growth/differentiation factor 11-like. Bases 376 to 1542 code for a protein of 388 amino acids. The record is from RefSeq and is a predicted model, not a curated record. Gene Ontology annotation, biological process: SMAD protein signal transduction. Gene Ontology annotation, cellular component: extracellular region. The transcript is spliced from 3 exons. Gene Ontology annotation, molecular function: cytokine activity; growth factor activity. Lineage: Eukaryota; Metazoa; Chordata; Actinopteri; Pleuronectiformes; Pleuronectidae.